Messenger RNA from Aureobasidium subglaciale EXF-2481, 1110 nucleotides. RefSeq lists its product as uncharacterized. Lineage: Eukaryota; Fungi; Ascomycota; Dothideomycetes; Dothideales; Saccotheciaceae. The transcript has 4 exons. The record is from RefSeq and is a predicted model, not a curated record. The coding region runs from base 1 to 1110 and encodes 369 amino acids.
AUGUCGAACAACUACAUUCAAUCCGCGAUGGAGACCAUGCUUCUCGUUAGGCACAUCUCAACUCAUCUGGCCGCCGAGCCAAACCUGCCCGGUGCUGAUCAACUCACUCGUGGUGAGGUCGACGCUUGGAUCAGAGCUCUAGAUACUGGCAUCCCUGCUAGAGUGAUUGACCUUAUCUCUCUUCCUGUGUUGGAGUCUUUGCUGUAUAUGCGUGAUACCAACAUUCGCGCCAGUAGGCAUCUCAGACGUACCCGCCUUGAGCUACCCGAGCCUGUGAUUGAGCAUCCCUGGAUCCGUGAGGACGUCACCCUCGCAGUCGGGCCAGCUCCUUGGAUGCCAGGUGACAAGUUUGCAGCUAAGGUCCUUGGCUCUAACACUGUAUCUGCACAUGAACAUGAAGUUGUACGUAUAACAACUGAGGAUGAUGGAUCGGCAUUCAUUAUGACAUACUACAUGUUUCACAGUGAACUAAAUGUAACUCAACAGGACGACCCCGACGUUAGUACCAUCGUGCAUGGAAUCGUAGGCAAAGUCAACAUCGACGCCAAUUCCGAAGAUGAGACAAUGGUGGACCUUUCGCCGGAUACACUGAUUGACACGAUCAUGCAGACGGUUCAAACCGAACUGGACAGAAUUAUGCCGGAGGCGCCUGAGCUACAACAGACAAGAGAAAACAGCGUUGAGCCCAGCUUUACAGAGAUCGAAGAUGACACUCGUCCUACUUCUGUGGUUGAAGAGAGAUCUACCCCUGAACAAGACGAUCCUGAAAAGAUCGACGGUAAUUCACCUCCUGCCGACGUCGAUGAGGAUGCUGAUCCCGAAGAAGACACUGAGUCCGACGAUGGCCCUGAGAGAUUGCUCUGGUGUGUUUGCAACGGCUUUACUGGCAGACUGAAAAUGAUCGAAUGCGAAAACCAUCGUGACCCCGAUUGUCAGGGAAAGUGGUAUCACAUGAAGUGCGUUAACCUGAAAAGAUCUCCACCAGAUGAGAUUCUGUGGUAUUGCCCAGGUUGUCGUACAAAACUUGGUCGUGGUCUUCUUUCUAAUGGUUUGUGCAUGAUAGCAGGACAACAUGGCCAUUUCAAUCUCACAAUAAGAGCCGAUGGUUAA